Messenger RNA from Durusdinium trenchii, 1149 nucleotides. Lineage: Eukaryota; Dinophyceae; Suessiales; Symbiodiniaceae. The record is from the annotation of a GenBank genome assembly.
AUGGCCAGUUUGGUCGUGAGUAGUGCGGUGCAUGAGCCAAACGUGGAGGAGAUCUCUGUGAUCACCUCCGGGACGUCUGAGAAGAUCUGGUAUGUCCUUCCACAGACAUGGUCCUUGGUCCUGAGUGCCUUGUACUGUCAGCAUGUGGCGAUCCCGGUCUACAAGCAAAUGAACAACUUCAACGGCCGCCGCAUCAACAAGGUGCUGUUGCGGUCGUGUACCUCCCUUUCCUUACUCUAUGCCUUGGUGGCGACCUGUGGAGUGAUGGCCCAUGGAGCAAAGACUCCCGAGAACAUCUUGUUGGCCUAUCCCAGCAGCCACCAAGCCGCAUGGCUUGCGCAGCUUUUGACUGGUUGCUCUUUAUUGAUCGCCCUGCCGCUGGGCGUGCAGCCCGCGCGGGACCAACUUCCUGAGGUCCUCUACUCGAUCCGAUCCCUCACAGGCGCUCUCCACUCCUUGGGUCUCCGGCUCCUCUUCGGCCAGCGACCUCAGCGCACGCCCAGCGUCUCGGAGCUGGAGUUCCCCGUGGAGAACGUGAGGCCACCGACCGGGCCACUGCGAGUGCUUCACACCGCGGUGAUCAUGUCUGUGGCAGCUUCUUUGGCAUUGAUCUUCCCCAACGUCACCUCGAUUGUUGGCAUUGCCACGGGAUUCGGCUCGGUACUUUGGACCUUCAUCAUGCCCAUGGUCAUGAUCCUCAUCCUCAGGCACCGGGCGGCGCAUGGGAAGAUCGACGGGGCGCCCCUGCACAUCCCGGGUCUGGGCAGCUCCAAGCGGGAGAGGCUCUUGAACUCCCCCUUGGCCUCGCCGACGUGGUCCCCACGCAACUCGCAGCGCAGCUCGCCCACGCUCUCUCCGGCGCCCAGCGCCACAUCGCUCACGGAGGUCCCAAACCUGGUGCUGGAGGCCCAGGAGGACAUUUGCAUGCAGAUCGAAGAGCCUGACAGUGGCUGGACCAGCACCGUGCUGCACAGCUCCACGCGCGCCGAGACGGGCGGCACCGGUGGUCCACCCGGGCUCCACGGACCGAGCCCUGUGAGAGAUCACUACCCGUGGUCCUUCCAAUUCAGUAUGGGCAUCUUGAGCUUGUCCAUUGGAUCGAUCUUGGGCCUCACCUCCGCCUACCAGUCCUUAGUGAAGGUCCUAUGA